AUGGCCGGGCGGGGCUGCGCCUCCGGGCACCUCGGGAGGCAUGACCGGGGCCCGCCGCAGGAGGAGCCGGGCGCUGGGAGGAGGCGGUGGCAACAGCACUAUCACCAGCCGCAAUACGAGGAUGCUUCAUUCCCGGUUCUCCAUUCAGCCCCUCGGGCGCCGGCGCCGGCGGCCGCCUCCUGGGCUGCUCUGGCUUCUGUUGCUCUCGGAGAGCGUAGGCGCCGGUGCCCGGAGGAGGCCGAAAGCGCGCCCGCUAUGGAAAGCGCCGAGCCGUGCUUGGGGCCGCUACGAGCGCGCCCCCGCCCCCGCCGCGCGCUCUGGGAGUUGCUCCGGCAAGGCCGCCGCUGCCCGAGCGUGGCCAGGCGGCAGUGGCGUCUGCUGGCGGCCGUCCUGACCUGCUGCACCGCGCUGGCCUUGUACGCCGUCAGCACCCUGCAGCCGCCGUCACCCACGGGGCGGCCCAUGGACGCCGCCGGAGAGCCGCUCGUGACGGUGCUGCUGUGGUGGGAGCCCUUCGGGCUGAGCCGGCGCUUGGGCGACUGCCUGCGCCUCUUCAACGUCAGCGGCUGCCGCCUCACCACCGACCGCGGGCGCCUGCAAGAGGCGCACGCCGUCCUCUUCCACCACAGGGACCUCAUCUCGCAGGGUCCUGGCCAGAUACCCCGGCUGCGGCCCCCUGCCCAACGGUGGGUAUGGAUGAACUUCGAGUCGCCCUCCCACACCCACGGGCUCCGCGACUUGACCGGCCUCUUCAACUGGACCAUGUCCUACCGGGUGGACUCGGACGUCUUCGUGCCCUACGGCUACCUCCGGCCCAGCCUGGGCCUGGAACGCCACCUGACCUUGCCUAGGAAGACCAAGCUGGUGGCCUGGGUCAUCAGCAACUGGAACGAAGAGCAUGCCCGGGUACGCUACUACCGCCAGCUGAGGGACUACCUGCCCAUUGACGUGUACGGGGCCCAGGGCCUGGAGCUGAAAAAUGACAACGUGAUCAAGACCGUCUCGGAGUACAAGUUCUACUUGGCCUUCGAAAACUCCCAGCAUCCGGACUACAUCACCGAGAAGCUCUGGAGGAACGCCUUGAAGGCCUGGGCCGUGCCUGUCGUAUUGGGGCCAUCCAGGUCGAACUAUGAGCUUUUUGUGCCCUCUGAUUCUUUCAUACAUAUUGAUGACUUCUCCAGCCCCAAGCAGCUGGCCUUGUACCUGAAAUUCCUUGAUAAGAACAAGAGCAGCUACCGGAGGUAUUUUGCCUGGAGGAAGCGGUACGAUGUCCAGGUGACGUCUUUCUGGGACGAACAUUGUUGCAGGGUUUGUGAUGUGGUCAAGACUGCGGGGAAGCAAUUCAAGACCAUACAGAAUCUAGCCAACUGGUUUGAGAGUUCACCGCGUGGGGUUGGCUAGUUGAUCAUGCAAGAACCUCUAUUUAAAAAA
Messenger RNA from Elgaria multicarinata webbii, 1431 nucleotides. It is a transcript of the gene FUT4, whose product is annotated as fucosyltransferase 4. NCBI's taxonomy places the organism in Eukaryota, Metazoa, Chordata, Lepidosauria, Squamata, Anguidae. Gene Ontology annotation, molecular function: alpha-(1->3)-fucosyltransferase activity. The transcript has a single exon. Bases 1 to 1401 code for a protein of 466 amino acids. Gene Ontology annotation, cellular component: membrane. The record is from RefSeq and is a predicted model, not a curated record.